AUCACCAACCUGAAAGAAAGGGUCCCUAAGGUUCAUUAUAAGUAUCUUGACAUUUUCAGUGAACAAAACUCACAAUGCCUCCUGGAGCACACCUUCUGGGAUCAUGCUAUUGACCUCAAAACUAUGUUCAAACCUCAAAUGCCCAAGAUAUAUGCUUUGAGUCUUGAGAAGCAUGACAAACUAGGAAAAUUCAUUAAGGAACACCUUGCAAGAGAAACUAUUUAUAGGUCUACCUCAUCCAGUGCCACCCCAUUUUUCUUUAUAGGAAAGGAUGGAAAAUUAUGCCUAGUACAAGAUUAUUGCCAUCUCAACAAACACACUGUCCUGAAUGUUUGCCCCCUCCUAUUAAUCUAG
Heterobasidion irregulare TC 32-1 is the source of this 354-nucleotide messenger RNA. RefSeq lists its product as uncharacterized. The transcript has a single exon. The annotation marks the transcript as partial. NCBI's taxonomy places the organism in Eukaryota, Fungi, Basidiomycota, Agaricomycetes, Russulales, Bondarzewiaceae. The record is from RefSeq and is a predicted model, not a curated record.